UUUAAUGGGAAGAUACAGGUCUUUAAUUCUGCAGUAUCAGUGUUCUUUGCACUGAGCGAUUUGAGUGGGAUUGGUGGGAUGAAACACGAAUACAUUCGUGUGUCUCCCAAGUGGAGAAGUGGGCAUGCAUGCAAAGAUUGCAUGUUUGUCAUUACUGACCCAAAUGCUCAUGGAAUGCAGGGUAUGGACAUU
Messenger RNA from Suillus subaureus, 192 nucleotides. RefSeq lists its product as uncharacterized. The annotation marks the transcript as partial. The record is from RefSeq and is a predicted model, not a curated record. The transcript has a single exon. Lineage: Eukaryota; Fungi; Basidiomycota; Agaricomycetes; Boletales; Suillaceae.